UGAUAAUACAAGCAUAUAUAGAUAAAUAUCAAAAAGAGUUAAGAGUUCAGCUCAAAAAGGUUGUUGACCUGUCAAAGUUUAUAGCGGCUGCCUGUUUUAAGGUUUUGUAUUUAAUGGUAAAUGCUUUCACCCGCUGCUCGCAGUGAUUAAUUUUGAUGUGCGCAAAUUGAGACUAAGUCCGAAAACCAGUAGCCGCAAAUCUCCGUCCGCCGCCGCCGCCAUCGAGAUGAAUAUUAAUUAAAAAUUUAAAUUCAUUUGGCCCGCAGCUUUAAACGCAUAAUUGAAGCUUGGACUUUCGUCGUGAGAAAGAUAAACGUCAGAAGACCGACAAAACUAUUUACGAGAAUACGUCGACAACUAUUAAUGCUGUGUGUUACCAAAUGUGACGAUCAGCUGACCAAAUUAGUUCAGCUCGUGAUUGGCUCAGCUGGAAUUGACCUCUUGCCGGACAAUUAGCAAAUUGCUGGAACUUUGUGAUGCUUUUACUUUUAAGAAGACCGCAACAACCACAACAACAACCGAAACAACGUAAACAAAAACAAAACCGGAGCAAACGAAUUCCAUAAUUAAUUAUUUGCACACCAUUAAAAGCAAUGGGACACCGUUUUUCACAUCUCUUAUAUGCAUGGAUCACUAUGUAGUCUUCGAGUCUGUGAUGCCAUUCCAUUUUCGGCAUUCUUUUUUUCGGCGUUCUUCUUAGCAUAUACAUAUGGAUGCUAAAGGCCCGGCUCCGAGUCUCCAAGUCUCUGUUCAUGAUCUAUGCGCACCGGGGUGAAACUUUUUCUAUUUAUUUUUCUUUCUUUUCAUUCGCGGACAAGUUCGACCUGGGCAAAAAGCUCAACCGGAUCAUCUUCCAAGGUUCAGUUGAGUUUCGUGCGUAUUCGAGUGCUGUCGUCUUCAUUCUCCUGCUCAUCUAUGUCAUCUGGAUCCGUAGUCUUCGUCAUCAUCAUCGUUAUCGCUUUGCUCUUAGCUGUUGAGGCACGAGUGCGUGGCAAACAAUACGAUGAGGAGAAGGACACAAUUGUCGAGCUGCCCAAACUGGGCGCCAUUCAGGGCAAAGUCAUCGAGACAGCGUGGACUAAUCGAGAAGUUCUACAGUUUGUGGAUAUGAGAUACGCCGAGCCGCCAACGGGACAAUAUCGAUUCAAGCCACCGCGUCCCAUAGAGCCCUGGGAGGAUGUGAUGGAUGCGACAGCCGAGAAGAUUGGCUGCCCCUCGGUGGUGUCCAUGGAUUCGCUGACCAAGCUGGACGAUGUGCUCGACGUGGAGGAUUGCCUCACCAUGACAAUCACGACACCAAAUGUAACAGGCGCCUUGCCGGUGCUUGUCUACAUCCACGGGGAAUAUCUCUACGAGGGCAGCAACUCUGAGGCACCGCCAGACUAUCUGCUGGAGAAGGAUAUAGUGCUGGUGACGCCGCAGUAUCGCCUUGGUCCCUUUGGCUUUCUGUCCACCAAGACCGAUGAGAUUCCCGGCAAUGCGGGCUUCCUCGAUAUCUUUCUGGCGCUGCAGUUCGUCAAGCACUUUAUCACAUACUUUGGCGGCGAUCCAAGUCGAGUAACCGUUGCGGGUCAGGUGGGGGGAGCAGCCAUAGCGCAUCUGCUGACACUUUCGCCGAUGGUGCAACGGGGUCUGUUCAGUCAGGUGAUCUAUCACUCUGGCUCCGCCAUCAUGCCCAUCUUUCUGGAGGACAAUCCUCGCAAGCAUGCCCAGGAGAUUGCCCAAAAGGCCGAGUGCCAAAUGGUCACUGUGCGUGAUCUCAACAAUUGUCUCAUGGAGCUCAGCGCCAUGGAGCUGCUGAAUGCCUUUAUGGACCAUGCGUUGGAGAAAUCUGAUCUGGGCAUUGGACACACUGGAGGUAUACAGUUUACCAUCGGCGGACCGAGUGGCGUAUUGCCCAAGCAUCCCUAUGAUCUGAUGCUGGAGUCCAACUUCUCGUAUCCUGCCAUGGGCGGCUGUCCCAAGAACGCAGGCACGCGUGUGCUCAACGAGAUUGUGGAGAACGAUUUUGAGGGAAAGAUACCGGAUGACGAAUACAACACCUACAACUACAUUGAUCACAUCAUACGCCAGGUUGUGGGCACUGACAAGACCAUGCUCCUCACCAGCUUCAUCACACAUGACUUCUUCAAUCGCCAGCUGCUCGAGAAUGGCACUUUCGAUAUGCUGAUACCCAGGCUAAUUGAUGUGGCGGGUACACUGAACCACAAGCUUCCUGUGUUGUUGGCACUGAACAUGAACAACAAGCACAAUCCGGACAACACAUUCCUCUACUCCUUUGACUAUGCGGGCGAGUUCAAUCGCUAUCGCGAAAUGGACGAGGAAACGAAUAUGCAAAGUCCUUUCAAGGCGGGCGUUUCACUCACAGACGAGGCGCUUUAUCUUUUCCCCUAUCCGGAGCAUGUGCAGCGUCUCAGUCCGCCCGAUGAGGCAAUGGCUCGCCGCAUGGUGGAUCUGUGGACCAACUUUGUCAUCACUGGCAAUCCGCUGGGCUCCUACAAAGCAGGCUACUGGCCACCCAUGACCACACUCUAUGGCCCCUACAUGAAGAUCGACGAGACUCUCACCAUUGCCGGCAAUUACUUCAAUGAGUUCUCCGCUACUCUGCGUGACGAGGAUCAGGGUCACAGUCUCAUUCGCGAGAUUUACUAUCUUCGCAAACGUGCUCAUCAGAAAUCUCAGGCACAGCGCAAAAAAACGGCGACGGCUGUUGCCAGUAAACUUAAAAAAGUGCACGUUAGGAAGAGUCUGGUAAAGCGUCCCAAUCGCAACAAGAUACGCUUCUAAACUGUUUAAUUAGCAUAAUUAAAAUGAUGAAAAUUUAUAUUAAUUUAAAUUACAAUAUUGUAUUUAUAUGAAACAUAAUUUUGUACAUUCUUUAAUAUAGAGUAAAUAAUUGUCCACAAGAUUUAACUUAAUUUA
This is a messenger RNA of Drosophila nasuta, 2922 nucleotides long. Its product is annotated as glutactin. The record is from RefSeq and is a predicted model, not a curated record. NCBI's taxonomy places the organism in Eukaryota, Metazoa, Arthropoda, Insecta, Diptera, Drosophilidae.